Messenger RNA from Cololabis saira (Pacific saury), 1245 nucleotides. RefSeq names its product carbohydrate sulfotransferase 6-like. The transcript has a single exon. Gene Ontology annotation, molecular function: N-acetylglucosamine 6-O-sulfotransferase activity. The record is from RefSeq and is a predicted model, not a curated record. The coding region runs from base 1 to 1200 and encodes 399 amino acids. Gene Ontology annotation, biological process: sulfur compound metabolic process; N-acetylglucosamine metabolic process; carbohydrate metabolic process. Gene Ontology annotation, cellular component: Golgi membrane. NCBI's taxonomy places the organism in Eukaryota, Metazoa, Chordata, Actinopteri, Beloniformes, Belonidae.
AUGAAUCUUCGCUGCACAAUGAAUCUCAACAGAUUCAUUUUUCUGCUGAUCCUUCAGGGGUUGGUAGUGGUGCUCUUCUAUGGAUGGUAUGUUCAUCACAAACCACCUGACACUCCUCCUUCCAGCGGUAAAGUUCAUGUUCUGGUGCUGUCGUCAUGGCGAUCGGGCUCAUCCUUCAUGGGUCAGGUAUUCAGUCAGCACCCGUCUGUCUUCUAUCUCAUGGAGCCUGCUUGGCAUGUGUGGUCCACAGUAAAGUCACCGACUGCACGACUGCUUCGGAUGGCUGUGAGGGAUCUAAUGCGGAGUAUAUUCCAGUGUGACUUCUCAGUAAUGGAUUCCUACCUGCCAGAACAACACAAUGUGUCCUCUUUGUUCAUGUGGAGUCACAGUCGAGCACUGUGUUCCCCGCCUGCCUGUCCCCUCACACCACGCAACCAGAUGAGCAGUGAACCUCAGUGCUUCCAGAAAUGUGAUGCUCGAGGCCUGCAGAAGGUGGAAGAGGCCUGUGGCACGUACAGUCAUGUGGUGUUAAAAGAAGUGCGAUUUUUGGAGCUGGAAUCCCUUUACCCUCUUUUGCAGGACCCAAACAUGGAUCUCCGCAUCAUCCAUCUGGUCCGAGACCCCCGGGCCGUGUUGAAGUCCAGAGAGGAGUCAGCCAAAUAUUUUGAGACAGGUGGCAGUAUUGUUUUGGGGCAGAGAAAGGUGCCAGCUGCUGAGGUGCAGUAUCAGGUCAUGCAGGAGAUCUGCCGCAGCCAUGUACGCAUUAAUGAGAGGGCUGUACUGAAGCCCCCUCCAUUUCUGAAAGGACGCUACAAACUAGUUCGCUAUGAGGAUGUGGCACGCAACCCACUUAAGGAGGUUAAUGACAUUUAUGAGUUUGUAGGUUUAGGGAUGACCCCACAACUGGAGGACUGGAUCUACACAGUCACACAUGGAAAUGGUAAAGGUUCUAGAAAAGAGGCUUUUCAACUUACCUCUCGAAAUGCUACAAACGUCUCCCAGGCUUGGCGCACCAUGCUGCCUUACAGCAAGGUCAAACGUGUUCAGGAAGUGUGUAAAGGAGCCAUGUCACUGCUGGGCUACAAGGCAGUUAAUGGCGAAAAAGAGCAGAAGAGACUUGACAUUGAUCUGCUGGUUCCUCAAGAACCAUAUCAGUUCAGCUGGGUAUCAACAAAAAAAGAGCAUAAAAGUAAAAGAUAAAAGAUAGACGAAAACUUAUCAGCAACUGACUACAGAGGACUGAAU